AUGUGCACUACCCAGGUCUCCGAUGUCCGCUCCGCGGCUAACGCCAAAGGCAACCCUCCUUAUCUCAAUCACGAUCUCAAUGGACCCGUGAAGACAGAUUGCUCGUUCUGGACUCUAGAGGAUGAUAUAAUGCACAUUACGCUGCAGAAGAGGGGCAAAGGCCAGACGUGGUCAUCACCUAUACUUGGACAGGGCCAGUUGGAUCCUUACUCCACUGAUCUCGAGCAGAAACGCCUUAUGCUUCAGAGGUUUCAAGAAGAGAACCCAGGGUUCGACUUCUCGCAAGCACAGUUUUCGGGUAACUGUCCAGAUCCCAGGACCUUCAUGGGCGGUAUCCGUUCCGACUGAAAUGUCCAUUCCUCGGUUGUGUGAGUGUUAACUGUAGUCUGUAAUAACGCUCUUGUUGAUCAUAAAACCUUCUGUGUAAGUUGUUAAUUAGUACGAGUCCCUUGUGGCGUUUGAUACUCUCUUCUCAUUCAUGCACUGUUUUUUACU
Molecule: messenger RNA, 495 nt
Organism: Tarenaya hassleriana
Lineage: Eukaryota; Viridiplantae; Streptophyta; Magnoliopsida; Brassicales; Cleomaceae
Product: nudC domain-containing protein 2-like
Exons: 4
Coding region: 1-348 (115 amino acids)
Biological process (GO): protein folding
Cellular component (GO): cytoplasm
Source: RefSeq, a predicted model, not a curated record